Messenger RNA from Ruditapes philippinarum (Manila clam), 2513 nucleotides. Its product is annotated as WAS/WASL-interacting protein family member 3-like. NCBI's taxonomy places the organism in Eukaryota, Metazoa, Mollusca, Bivalvia, Venerida, Veneridae. The record is from RefSeq and is a predicted model, not a curated record. Bases 185 to 982 code for a protein of 265 amino acids. The transcript has 10 exons.
GUUUAAAACUUCCUGGUGUUUUGAGAAUAAAGAAGGUUGUCGAUGUACUUGAUCUGUAUACUAUAUAGAAGCGCACGGUUAUACUUGAGUUAAUUCGUUUUAAAGAAUGAGAAGUGAAUGAUUUGUAAUUAUAUUAGGAGAUGGAUAAUAUGUGUGAUAUUAUAUAAGUUUAAGUUGACACGUGAUGGCAACAGUGAUGACGUCACCUCGUAGACCCUCGUUACCAACACCAAAUACCCCAGCUCAUGUUCGAAUAGGUUUUCAAGGACACAGUCAAGCCAGCGACACCGCACCCCCUCUACCCUCGAGGGAUCAUCCUUUAAGGAGAAAGGCGUUUGAAACAAAUUCUUUUGUGGAUAGAAACACAGCGAAGGCAUAUUCUGACCCACAACGGGCAGCCCACAUUGGAAGAUCGCAAAGUGAAUCAAAUCAUCAUAACAACGCGCAUCAACAAAGUCAUGCGCAUGCGCAUUCAGCUCAACAGUCACGCCAAAGACAACCUAAAGCAGCGGCAGACGAUCCUCUACCACCGCCCCCACCUUCAUCCCGACCCCCGACAAGACCCCCGCCCCAAUAUGAGACCAGUCCACCACCACCACCAGUUGAACGUUUACCAGUCAGAAAGCAGCUAAGUCAACGAGAGACAAAUGCAACAGGCCAGCGUUCCGCACACACAUUGCCAAGGCAGCGGUCUACACAAGACGUCCCACCAGAGCUACCACCAGCCAGACCCCCAAAAACAUCCGUUAGCUCCAACUCAUCGAUAGAUUCUGGGCACGCACCGGUCCCUAGCAGACCUCCUAAAGGUCAGCUACGGUCAGCACAUUCGUUUGAAGAUUUUGAAAAUAGAUUUCGGUUCCAUGACCCUGCAGAUUUUCCGGAACCAGAAACGUCACAAAUAACUGAUAACAGAGUAUAUCCUAGCCUGCAAGCUAAAAGAAAAUCUAGAAAAUAUCAUGACGACAGCCUUGGAGCAUUAUGAUAGCUAUGAAAGUUCUCUACACGAUUCUUGACAACUAUAUUCCGAAUAAUAUGAAAGACGCUUUUGGCAAUAAUUUAUACACUUUUUUAUAGUAUGCGUUUCCGUGGAUAUUUGUUGUUUUUUUAUAUAUAUAACUGGUGUUAAAAUAUAUGUCGCGGUAUCGAUGGCCAGUUGUUGUACAGCAGAGUUGUGCGCUUUGAAUAUAACUUAUUAAAUAACUUAUUUAAUGUGUACAAGUUAUAACAAAGCCGGAAGUGAAUUGUUAACUUCCGACAGGAUAGUGUAAUAUACACGUAUUUUUAUUAAACUAAAAUGUACCUGUUAUGUAAAUUUGUACUUCUCAAUCUGACUUUUAUUUUAGAUCUUCUGAAGCGUAGCGUUAUUAAAGAGCGAAUUUUGAAUAUAUUGCGUAAUGUUGAUCUGCGCGUGCAUUCAUUGUAAAGCGUCAUUAAUUUCCGGUAAAUGGUGUAAUUAGCAUGCAGAAAAUUGACUUUCCUAAGCAACGACCUGACAACCGAAUUAAGAAAAUGUGAAGUUUUAAUCGUUUUGUUUUGAAUGUUUGUUGUCUGUUUUUGUGAUGUUUUAGAUGAAAAGUUUAUAUACCCUUGAUAACUAUGUGGCAAUUUGAAUGAAAACUUUAAAUUGACGAAAUAUACAGUGUAUGUUAUUAAAUGUAAAUGUGUUUUUCACUCAGCAAAGCAAUUUAUGAAACGUUCUAAGCGAACUGCUUGCUUGAUAUGGAGAGAGGCUUUGCUUAUUUUGACAUGAAGUGGAGCACUGCUUGUUGGACAUGAUGUGGUACAUUGCUUAUUUGACAUGAAGAGGAGCAAUGAUUGUUUCACAAGAAGUGAAACACUUAUUAUUUGACAUAAAAUGGAACAUUGCUUGCUUGUCAUGAAGUGGAGCAUUGCUUGUUUGGCAUGAAGCGGACCAAUAAUUGUUUGACAUUGAGUGAAGCAUUGCUUUUUGACCUGAAUAAGAAGAUUGCUUGUUCUUAAAAUAAAGGAGUGUUUCUUGUUUGACAUAGUGGGAACACUGUUUUUGACACGGAGGAGCAUUGCUUGUUUGACAUAGAAAAAGGAAUGACUUAGUUGACAUUUAUGUGUGUUGGACACAGAAAAAGAGGAUUGUUUGUUUGACAUAUAGAGAGGAACAUCUUUUAUUGACAUUCAGAUGGACAUUUCUUGUUUGACAUUAAAAAAAAUAAAAGUGGCAAUUUUCUUUAUUAUACAUAAAGAAUACAUGUAUAUAGACACUUAUUUUGGGGUAAUAUUGUUUGUAAUAUAAAAUUGGUAUUCUUCUGGUGAGCCAGAUAUAUAACGGAGUUAUUUCCUCUUCAUUUUCAGGUUUAUGUUCCUUGUAAUGUUAAAAUGUAUUUUUUAGAAUUUAAAUAUAGAUAUUAAUAUAAAGUUUAAUUAACUGUUAGCAUAUGUUUGUUAAUUUUCAAUUGUGAAUAUUUUUCUAAGUAAAACACAUGAAUACCUUACCGUUUACACAUAACAGCAGUCAAAUCAAUAAACAAUAUAUAAAA